Messenger RNA from Helobdella robusta, 768 nucleotides. RefSeq lists its product as hypothetical. Lineage: Eukaryota; Metazoa; Annelida; Clitellata; Rhynchobdellida; Glossiphoniidae. The transcript is spliced from 4 exons. The record is from RefSeq and is a predicted model, not a curated record. The coding region runs from base 1 to 768 and encodes 255 amino acids.
AUGUUCACAUCAGACGAUUUCUAUCUUCCGCUCUUUCCUCUGAUAACCGUGAUUGAAAAGUUUAAUACAUUGGAAAGGAUAAGGGCGAUGAAGAUGGUACUGGUGACAUUUGUUCUUCUGUUCCAAGCAGAAAUAUUCUCCCAUCUACAUACAGGCUGCCAGCCAGUUGGACUGGAUUGCUUCAUUACUUACAGCAACGUCAGGGUAUCCAAUCUCAAGAAAGCCAAAAAUUUCUGUUCCAAUAUCUACCUAGAAAGUCGACCUCUUGAACUUGAUGGUGAGAUGGCCAUGACCUACAUUGAUGAGUUUCUGCGGGCGAGCAAGCUGACUGAGUUGAAGUUCAUCCUGAAUGCCGUCAUUCACGGGUCCAAGUGGAAGUGGAUUGGGAAUGUUCCUGGCAGGUUAGGUGAAACAGCGCGUUCCGUUGAAAGUGAAAGCAGGUGUGAAAACGCUGUUCUCUUCUUCGAGAAGAUGAAGUUGAGGGCAGAAUGUAACCGUCAAAAGGAGAAGAAGUAUCACGAACUUCGCAUACGACAGCAACUUCACAUACAACCGACAGCAACUUCACUUACCACAGAAUGUUCAGCAGAUUGGGGAGAGGACACAUUCGAAGUGGUCGACUUUGACGCAGUGAAAGGUAUCAAGACGAUAGAGGAGUGCAAGUUGAAGUGCGAGAUUGGUGACUGUCGGUUCGUGCGCUGGACCAACUACACCUGUUACCAUGGUCAAGAAGAACGCCUGUUCAACCAGUCCCUACAAAUCGGUUGA